AUGCCCAGGUUUGACGCCUACUUCGACGACUUGAAGUCCUGCUCGCUAAUUGACUUCUUAGAACACAAACUCCCAACGAAUAAAAUUAAAGCCUACAGUUUAUACAAGGGAACACUUAGAUCUAUCAUUAGAGACGUUAACAUUGAGGAAGACCGAAGAGUAAUCGCACGCGCCUGGGCAUUUGUUUUGACCUCUGUGUCAGACUUAUGUCGCGAGGGAACAUUUUUGUUUGACCUCCGUGUCCAUGGGAGAUAUGCCUCUGUGCUGGUGUGGAUUUCAUACUACUUCCGCCAAACCUCUGUGUUUUGGAAUUAUGGCCUCCGUGCCGAACAAAGCAAGUCGGAGGCGGUGAAACAAUACUGGAAAAAGAGAGAACUGGAAGAUGAAAUUUAUAUCGAAGAAACCCUUCAUGUUCUAGACGCGACGAUAGAUACACGAAAGCAAGGUCAUUUGCUACGAAAAAUAAUUACGGAAAAGUUAGAAAAACGGAGUGCCUCACAAGUCGAAGAAGAGACCAAUUUUGAACAAAGUCAAAUAAAGCGGACAAGAACAGACCGUCAAGUCACACCGGAAGAUCAAAUCUAUCCGUCUUUCCUACUUUCGGAGAAUCACAUGGCCAAUACUGCUUUAUAUACCCAAAACAAUGAUAUAUGGGAAAAAUUGGCGCGACAAGAAAAUCAAAUCGAACCCCAGAAAGCAUUGAACAAGGAACAACUAUCGGAAUUAGAUGACGAUUACAAUUUAAUUGAUCACGAGAUCUUCCUGAAAGUGAACAAUUGCUGUGCUAAUGAUCAUGAGGAAUUGAGAAAUUUAAGUUUUGAUAAUGCGUCGAUUCGAAUCGUUUUGCUUGACAUACUCUUUCAAUACCGAUCCAAAGAUUUUGAAAUGGGGAAGACAAUUAUGAAUUCUAAUUUUUUGAACGAUAUAAUCGAUUUGACAGAUGCUAGUAUGAAACAAUGUGUACGAUCCAGUCUGAAUGAAGGACAACGAUCAUUUCUCAAUCUAAUACUGGAAAAGCAAACAUGGGAUCAAACGAACGAAUUCAAAGAUUUUUGUAGUCAAUUCACUGAAGAUAAUUGUGAUCGUGUCCAAGUCCCUACCCUUAAUGUACCAGGAUGUGUUGGAUUGGAACUGGCAGUUACAAAGAACCGUAAGAUUGAUGGCAUUUUAAAAGUUCUCAAUGUAAAGAAAGAGAAUCAUCGAGUAAUAGGAAUUGCCGAGUUUUCAAAAGGGAUAAAGUCCCCCAAUACCAAGGAUGUUGACGACAAGGUAAAACUCGGCCGAAACGCCAUGCGAAUAUUAAACAAACUACUUGACACCGUAUCUUCUGAAAAGGCUCGUGUGUACACAAUUCAAUGUGUGAAUGGAGAAAUUCGCAUACGAUAUAUGGUACGGCCACUUCCAUCAAUAUAUCUGUAUGACGAAUUUGCGUGCAUCAAGCUUCCCAACAGUUUCGAUCAUAUGGAACAAUUUGCAACGGAAAUGGCAAUUCUCAUGAAUUUUCAGAAAGAUAUCUUGAAGACAGUUAAGUCGGUAAAAAAAUCAACAGGGGAUAAAAGUGUAUAUAAAUCUGAAGUCAAACCCACGCCAGAACGUGCAAAAAAAAAUAAUAGUAAAAAAAACGAAAAUUCUGCUUCAUAA
Ambispora leptoticha is the source of this 1641-nucleotide messenger RNA. The record is from the annotation of a GenBank genome assembly. NCBI's taxonomy places the organism in Eukaryota, Fungi, Glomeromycota, Glomeromycetes, Archaeosporales, Ambisporaceae.